AAAUUUCUAUCUUUAUUUUCUUAUUAGAAUUAGUUCAUUAUACUAUAAUAGGAACCGUGGUAGGAUUAACACAAUCUAGGAUAAAAAGACUUUUUGCGUUUAGUACAAUAUCACACGUAGGAUUUAUAUUAUUAGGUUUAAGUAUUCACACUGUAGAGUCAACACAAGCCUUUAUGUUCUAUUUAAUUCAAUAUUCUGUCUCGAACUUAAAUGCUUUUAUCUUAAUAUUAACAAUAGGUUACUCUCUAUAUUGUUAUGUAGAUAAUGCUAAAUAUACAAAGACUAUUGGAAAACAAGAAGAUACUAAUAAAAACAAUGAUAAUUUAAGUGAUGUUAAUAAUUCUCCUAUUCAGCUUAUUGAUCAAUUGAAAGGGUAUUAUUAUAUAAAUCCUAUAAUAGCCUUAAGUUUAGGUAUAACUUUAUUCUCUUUUGCAGGAAUACCACCUUUAAUAGGGUUCUUUGGUAAACAGAUGAUUUUAAGUGCAGCUAUUGAUAACGGGUAUAUUUUUAUGGCCUUAGUUGCUAUAUUAACAAGUGUUAUAAGUGCUGUAUACUAUUUAGCUAUAAUAAAACAAAUCUUUUUUGAUAGACCAGAUUAUAUUAUAAACGAGGAACUAAAGGAUUUUAAUGCAGAUGGUUUAAUAACUGAAAAAAAUUCUAUUGUUAAAAAAGUUAAUAUUAAAAUAAACAACAUUGUUAUAUCAACCUCGUUAAGUUUAUCUAUUUCAGUUAUUACAUUAGUAAUAACAUUAUUUAUUUUUAUACCUGAAGAAUUAUUAAGUUUAGCUAAUAUAUUAGCAUUAAUACUUUUUAAUUUAUAA
Molecule: messenger RNA, 821 nt
Organism: Bipolaris victoriae FI3
Lineage: Eukaryota; Fungi; Ascomycota; Dothideomycetes; Pleosporales; Pleosporaceae
Exons: 2
Source: RefSeq, a predicted model, not a curated record